Dermatophagoides farinae (American house dust mite) is the source of this 1057-nucleotide messenger RNA. RefSeq lists its product as uncharacterized. Lineage: Eukaryota; Metazoa; Arthropoda; Arachnida; Sarcoptiformes; Pyroglyphidae. The record is from RefSeq and is a predicted model, not a curated record.
CACAAUAUAUUAUAGAUAUAGAUGUUUUAAAAUUUAAAAUAAACAAACAGAAAAUUGACCAAUACAAACAUGUAUUGUAGUCGAUUUAUUUGAAAAGUAUAAACAACAAGGUCAAAUUGACCAUCAUCAUAAAGAUGGAUGAAUGUAUAAUUUGAAUAAAGAUAAAAGUAUUAUUAUUUGAUGUUGAAAUAAAUUUAAAAUUUUAGCCCAUUAAGAUGAAUUGCUUCCCCACCCCCACCGUUGAAUGAAAAUAGAGAGAGAGAAAAAUUUCGUUUGACCAUGGGCCACUGCAAUGGUAGAUCAUCAUCAUUAUGGAAAAUGAAUAAUGUACAUCAUCAUCAUAAUAAUAAAAAUGAAAAAACCAAAUGAAUUUCAAAUGAAUGACCAUCAAAAGGAUGGUUGGAAAAAAAAACGAAUUUCAUUAACCAUCUAAUUAUCGCUCAUGGCAAAUCCAUAAAUGAAAUGUUCAAAUUUAUUCGAUUAGUAAAUAUCGUGUUUUUUUUUUGGUAAAAAUCAUUCUCGCAUAAUCGAAUUGUGUGAGCAUCAUCACAUCAUCAUCAUCAUCAUCAGGUUUAAAACAAUUCAUUUGAGUAAAUUUUAAAAAAUUUAAAUUGAAUUUUGAAUUUUUUUUCUAUAAAUUUCAAAUUAAAAAUGAACAUUCUACAACAAUUUACUGAAACAUCGUUGAUGUACAACAACCGACGUAACAGCCCCAGUCAAUCAUCAGAUUCUAAUCAUCAUUAUCAUGAUCAUCAUCAAGAUGUUUUAUUUGGUAAAAAUUUAUUCGAUUCUCAUCUAUUAGGCAAAAUAACUGCAUUCGAUUUGGCCAUAAUCAUCAUAACAUUAAUGGCCAUUGGCUAUAUGAUCAUUAUUGUCAUUUAUAAUUAUAUAUACAAAUAUGAUCACUAUCGUAUAUUGAUGCGUACAAAACGUCAACAUCAUUUGGAUAGAAAAUAUCGUCGUGGUUGUCGUCGACAAACCGAUUCGAUUGAAUUACAUUCAUUAAAAAUGUUUGCUACCGAUUGAUUUGAUUGAUUAAAUGUGAUAGAAUGAAAAA